Molecule: messenger RNA, 3216 nt
Organism: Fopius arisanus
Lineage: Eukaryota; Metazoa; Arthropoda; Insecta; Hymenoptera; Braconidae
Gene: Drep2
Product: DNA fragmentation factor-related protein 2
Exons: 5
Coding region: 401-1933 (510 amino acids)
Biological process (GO): regulation of apoptotic process; apoptotic process
Source: RefSeq, a predicted model, not a curated record
CACAGUUUCCUCCGUUUUAUAAUACACUCUAGUGACAAAACUACCUAAAUCCACCCCCAAGUACUAAAAAUCGUGAAAAACCCCCCAUUCCGCGAGAGCCGCGAAAACCGCGAGAACCGCGAGAUCCGCCAAGUCCUCCCUAAAAGGCUCGCAGAAAGAAAAAAUCGAGAUUUUGGGGGAUGUUUUGGGGAUAUCCUGUGAUUUCAAGUGAAAAUUGAGAAAGGGGUGGAACACCUUUUCUCGUCUGUGAUCACCAGGAGGUGGUGGAUUUGACGAUUUCUCCUGGGACACCUUUUGUCGUCGAUUUUUUUUCACAUUGAUUAUGGUUUUGAUGGGGGAAAUCAUUGGCGAUAAUUAGAAGAAGUGGGACGGUCCCUUGACCCUGCAGGGAUAUGACGUAAUGGCAAGAGAGGAGUUACGGAGCAAAAGACCUUUCAAGAUAUGGGACAGCUGGCGUAAUGUGAGAAAAGGUCUUGUCGUGAGCAAUUUCGAGGAACUUCUGCAUCGAGGUAAGGAGAAAUUGGGCGUGCCGCAGAACGAAAUUGUGAGUUUUGUACUGGAGUCUGAUGGAACUCAGGUAGAAGACGGUGAAUACUUCAAGACCCUAGCCAACAACACCAUCCUCUUGCUCCUGAGGCACGGCGAGAGAUGGUGUCCAACUGGUGUCGACAUAAUCCGCGCAGCGAUAUCAGCAAUACCAAAAAUAGUGUGUGAAACGAUUCACGCAUUGGAGUUGCACGAUGAGACGCCCUCGUGGAAGAUCAUGGACAAUAAGGGACGUGUCACAGUGGUACUCCAUUGGGACCAACGUUCACCAAGCUCCAGCCAACACCAGCAGUCCCAAUCCCAGCAGCCAACAGUUCAACAGCCAAAAGGUGAUCCAGUGAGCUCUAAGUACUCACCAACAAAGAAAAGUGACUUGAGCAAUCAACGUCCCUCCCUAGUUAUUCAAACAAGCCUUGACAAAUUGGGGUACAGUAAAACGAGUCACGGUGAGCUUCUACCACCCCGUUACAUCAGCCCCCAAAUAACUGUGAUAAAUCAUGACGACAUGGUGCAAAAGAGUUUCACUAGUCCGAGUAAUAGUUCCUACGGAUCAAUAAGUGGACAAUUACCACAGGGUGUACAACACCAUGGAAUGGCCCGGGGUCUCGUCAAACAGGGGACAAAUUCAUUCGAAAGCACAACAAUUCAUAUCCACACACCGGAGUGCUCAAAUCGUAUACAUCAACCAGUGAGAAAUGGCUCACCAGUUAAUGGUGCUGAUGGUGGACCAAGUGAAUGUGAUUUUCACUGCUGUGCACUCCACGAAGAGGGAAGAAGAAUUGCUGUACACAAAUCCGUAGCAACAUCACCAAUUCAGGAUCAGCAUGCAGCCCAGAGAGAUCAGCAUCAGCAGCAGACACAGACACAGACACCAUCACCACAGCCACCAUCAUCAUUGUCCGAUGGCACAAAACGUACUGGUAUGGGCAAGGGACAUGUGAGAUUUCGUGAUACAGCUGAUGAGGAGUCACCGAGAAAUUCUGCCUUUCACAUGCAUCAUCACAAUCAUCAUCAGGAGCACGACAGCUCGGAGUCGGAAACUGAGAACACUAUAAUGGAGGAUGAAAUUGUAACUUCGGAAAAAUUUUUGUUACUCAUUGAUCAGUUGACUGUUGAUCAGAAGCAUCAUUUAAGUAUCAAGGACAUUGGCAUUAUUCUGGAGAGAUUGAGCUCAAAAAUACUUGAUGUUGAGAGGCUUGAUCGUGAAAGUGAGAGCGAGGAAUGCUACAAUUGGACCAUCAAGGCUAUUAUUCGGGGUGAUGUGCUUAGGGAACUCGGGGUUAUUUACAAUGGUAAUUAUUAUGCUAUUAGUGAGCAUCCUGGGUACAAGGAGGAGUCCGAGGAAAAUAAUGAGGAUAAUGAGGAGGAGGAAGAGGAUAGACUUUAAUAAUUAUCAUUUUUUUAUGGGGUUUAAGUAAUUAGAUAGCAUUGGAAUACACUGGGAUGUUGACUUUUUUUCGUUUUUCCUUUCUCGAUUCAGCUUCUCGGGAUUUGUCGCGGGGAUUCAGGCCGCGUUCAGGGGAAUACGCUGAUUUUUCACGGGUUCGUUGAAGUUUCAGGGGAUUUUCAAGGGGUCGGGGGUUCAGGGAGCGUUUUUCGGUCAGAAGAAAUUUUUUGGAAUAUUCGGGGUGGAGGUGGUGGAGGGUUUUUCGGUUUGAUUUUUCGUCUGGGGUGAUGGGAAUUUGGGAAUUACUGGAGAUUCAGGGUUUUCAGGGAAUGGGGAAUCGGGGGUUCAGGGGAAUUAUUCUAGGGAAAGGGUGAGUUCAGGGAGCAGGGGAACAUGACUUUGGAUUUUUCGAUUGUUUGAAAUUUCAGGAAAAUUAGGGGCUUUCAGGGACACUGGGGGUUUCAGGGAAUUUUUAUAUGGUUAAAUAUUCAGGAUUUUUGGCACGGCGGAUCGAGGAAUUUUUUUAAAGUUAAUCCAAUUGUUUUUGAUUUUUCGUUUGGCACUGAAAAUUCAGGGUUUUCAGGAAAUCUCAGUAUCAGUUCAAUUAAUCCCUGAAAAUGCGUGAGAGUUAGGGAAAUUCCGAGAAAAAUCCUCUCCAAUCCCCAAUCCCUUGAACUUUCAGGAAAAUCGUGAAAAUUAAUUUUUAUUCCCCUGAAAAAUCAGGAUUCCCCCUGAAUUUUCAGGGAGUCUCAAAGUUUCAGCUUUUGAUCGCCUGAAAUUGAAUUUAGCGUAAUCUACCCGACGAUUCAGCAUUUGUUUUUUUUUUUUACAAAUGAAACAUAAGACCCACAGAUUUGCGGAAUUCUCCCCUCGGUUUUUAGGAAUUUUUCACGGGUGUGGAGCUAAAACAAUUCAUCAUAAUUAAAUAAUACGAUAAACAAGAUGAAAACAUUAUAAACAUUAGAUCUAAAGACGGUUGUUGAAUAUGUACUUAUUGAAUAGUAUGUAUACUUGUAGGAAACAUUUUUUGGGAUACGGAUGCUCUCCGUAACCGUCCACGACACUGCCCUAUCUUAAAAGAAAAUACACAGGUAAGAAAUAGAUAACAAUUAAAGAAAAGAUGCAAUUACAAAUGGCGAAGGGUAAGGACAAGAGCAAAUACUGGAAAAAAAACAAUAAUUAAAUCGACCGCAUCCUCAAAAAGUUCUCUUGAAUGGCAAUUAAAAUUCCAUUAAAUAACAAUAAAAUUCAAAAAUCCUCAUAAAAUAAUUACUGAAUAAUUG